Rhincodon typus (whale shark) is the source of this 1611-nucleotide messenger RNA. It is a transcript of the gene fbl, whose product is annotated as fibrillarin. NCBI's taxonomy places the organism in Eukaryota, Metazoa, Chordata, Chondrichthyes, Orectolobiformes, Rhincodontidae. The transcript is spliced from 7 exons. Gene Ontology annotation, biological process: rRNA methylation; box C/D sno(s)RNA 3'-end processing. Bases 1 to 834 code for a protein of 277 amino acids. Gene Ontology annotation, cellular component: Cajal body; nucleolus; box C/D methylation guide snoRNP complex. Gene Ontology annotation, molecular function: rRNA methyltransferase activity; histone H2AQ104 methyltransferase activity; RNA binding. The record is from RefSeq and is a predicted model, not a curated record.
AUGACAGGCGGUAGUUUCCGGUCGCCUGGAGGCCGGGGAGGAGGCCGAGGCGGAGGUGGUGGCAGGGGAGGAGGAAGAGGAGGCCGUGGGGGAAGAGGUGGGUUCCGUGGUGGAGCCAAGGUGACAGUGGAGCCACACAGACACGAGGGCGUGUUUAUCUGCCGUGGCAAAGAGGAUGCGCUGGUGACAAGGAACAUGGUUCCAGGGGAGUCCGUGUACGGGGAGAAGAGAAUUGGGGUCGAGGAAGCAGAGACCAAGAUUGAGUACAGAGCCUGGAACCCAUUCCGAUCGAAACUCGCCGCUGCGAUCCUUGGUGGCAUUGACCAGAUUCACAUCAAGCCCGGAGCCAAAGUGCUGUACCUGGGAGCAGCAUCUGGCACCACUGUUUCCCACGUGUCAGAUAUUGUGGGACCUGAGGGCUUGGUCUAUGCAGUUGAGUUCUCUCACCGGUCUGGCCGUGAUCUCAUCAAUGUGGCUAAGAAACGGACGAACAUCAUCCCUAUUAUUGAGGAUGCCAGGCACCCCCACAAGUACCGCAUGCUCCUCGGAAUGGUGGACGUGAUCUUUGCGGAUGUGGCGCAGCCUGACCAGUGCAGGAUCGUGGCACUCAAUGCCCACCACUUCCUCAAAGUGGGAGGCCACUUUGUCAUCUCUAUUAAGGCAAACUGCAUUGACUCCACUGCUGCCCCCGAAGCUGUGUUUGCCGCGGAGGUGAAGAAGAUGCAGCAGGAGAAUAUGAAACCCCAGGAACAGUUAACCUUGGAGCCAUAUGAGAGGGACCAUGCUGUUGUUGUUGGGAUAUACAGGCCACCAGCCAAACAGAAGAAAUUUUAAGCCAAGACCAGAGCCCAGGGACCGGUGAGAGAGAGAUGGUUAUGGACAUGCUGAGUCUGGGAUUCCGCUGUACAAAACUCUUCUAACUGGAUCUCUGAGACUGGAUAGAGCUCCUGACAAUUUGCUGACUCUGCAUCUCAAAUGGGGCACAUGCGAUUUUACUAAUUUUUUUUCCCCUUGCCUCAUUGUUGUCCGAAGGCUCUUUUGAGUUCUCAAACUCUACUGUUUGCAGUAUCUUUCUGACCAUGCUGGGGUGGGGAUGAUCUCUGGAGGGGAGUGUUUGCAAGGGUUUUGGAACAGGCCUGUGGAUAGAUGGACAUUUUUAACUCUCAUGUUUUCGUGGUAGGGGGAGGGAGUGGGAUUUGGAUUCCAGUUCUGGGUCUUACGCGGUGCAAACAUUUCAUUGAGUUGGGAACCUCUUGUGCCAUUGGAAGGAGGCUGGGAAGGGGAGUAGAGGGAAGACCGUUCAGCCCCUCGACUAUUCUGUAUGCAUAUCCUGAAGAGCAAGACUUGGAUCUGGACUUGCUGAUAGGUAUCGAGACCAGGUGGUAGAAGAGAAACCAUUUAUAAGCACGCUGUUCCAUAGGAUUGCCAGGGCAAAGUCCCACGUCAUCCGGUGUUCUUUUUCACACUGUUUGAAAAGUUUUGCGGGUGAUGCCUGACUGGAGUGUUUUUCCUGUCUUUAGCUGUGGGAGCUGGCCCAGGAGACCAUGUUGUGUACUUCAGUUGCUGAUGAAUUUUCAAUGCGUUAUUAAAAAAAAAAGACAAACAAAUGAA